This is a messenger RNA of Drosophila teissieri, 951 nucleotides long. It is a transcript of the gene Tim23, whose product is annotated as mitochondrial import inner membrane translocase subunit Tim23. The transcript has 4 exons. Gene Ontology annotation, cellular component: TIM23 mitochondrial import inner membrane translocase complex; mitochondrial inner membrane. The coding region runs from base 483 to 863 and encodes 126 amino acids. The record is from RefSeq and is a predicted model, not a curated record. Gene Ontology annotation, biological process: protein import into mitochondrial matrix. NCBI's taxonomy places the organism in Eukaryota, Metazoa, Arthropoda, Insecta, Diptera, Drosophilidae. Gene Ontology annotation, molecular function: transmembrane protein transporter activity.
AUCUGUGGGUCAUGCUGCCUCAAUGUGAAGAAACAGGAAUGCUUGAAUACAGAUGUCAAUUUUAUAGGGCAAUAAAGUUUAAAAACAAGUAAAUCACAGAAAAAUUCGUUCCCUUUGCAAAUAGAGCACAGGAAUUCGGUUGAUUAUUGUAAAAAAAAGUAUAGCACCAUUCUUGGGACUGCAAAACAAAUUCGAAAAUGAGUGACGACUUUCCAAGAAGACCAUUUGCUGAAGGGCACUCACCAACCUCUGGCUGGUAUGUUUUUUUUUAUUGAAAUGCAAAACAAUGUGCAGUUGAAGAAGCAGCAAAACCCACCUACACUUCCGCUACAAGUUCCUUUAGUAAAACUCCGGUCUCGCCGUAUCUCAAUUAUGAUUCGCGAUAUCUGCAUCAAGCACAGCCAGAGUUCAUUUUUCCCGAGGGGGCUAACAAGCAGCGUGGACGCUUUGAGUUAGCCUUCUCACAGAUAGGCACAUCCGUAAUGAUUGGCGGCGGAAUUGGCGGCCUAGCAGGUAUUUAUAAUGGUUUUAAAGUCACAAAAGCACUCGAGCAGAAGGGAAAAGUGCGUCGAACUCAGUUAAUUAAUCACAUUAUGAAGCAAGGCUCGGGGACUGCGAACACAUUGGGUACAUUGACAGUGCUUUAUUCGGCUUGUGGAGUUUUGCUGCAGUUUUUCCGUGGAGAAGAUGACCAUAUAAACACAGUAAUUGCGGGCUCUGCCACAGGACUGCUAUACAAGUCAACAGCUGGCCUUAGGACGUGUGCUUUUGGUGGAGCUAUUGGGCUGGGCAUCUCGUCGCUCUAUUGCUUAUACCUAAUAGCACAAGAAAACAGUUCGAACUCAAGUCCGAAAUACCUAUAGAUGGCUAAAAUAUGUAGUAUGCAGACAUUACUAGAAUCCCUUCUAGCCGAUUAAAAUUAUAAAUACAAAUUUCUAAUUUUAAUUUUUA